Messenger RNA from Rangifer tarandus platyrhynchus (Svalbard reindeer), 324 nucleotides. The record is from the annotation of a GenBank genome assembly. Lineage: Eukaryota; Metazoa; Chordata; Mammalia; Artiodactyla; Cervidae.
AUGAAGGAGAAUUGCUUAAUCCUCAGAUACCUUUUCAGUUUUAAAGAUUUUAUUACCUUUUAUUACCCUUCAAAUGAAUUUCUCCCAUUACAAAAUGACAGGAAGAGGAUUGGGGUGACUGAAAACCUUUUAGCAACGGAGACCAUAGGAACAAGGUGUGUGUGUGUGUGUGUGUGUGUGUGUGUGUGUGUGUGUGUGUGUGUGUUGGCUGUGGGGGCUGAUAUUUGGGGGGCUGGAGGAAGUAGACAGCACCAAGUAAGCAAGCGAUUCCUACCUUUCCAGUCUGAGUGUCUGCCUAAUGAAACACUGCAGAAGGGCCUUUAG